This is a messenger RNA of Limulus polyphemus (Atlantic horseshoe crab), 4414 nucleotides long. Its product is annotated as sodium channel protein para-like. Gene Ontology annotation, biological process: membrane depolarization during action potential; sodium ion transmembrane transport; neuronal action potential. The coding region runs from base 37 to 1623 and encodes 528 amino acids. Lineage: Eukaryota; Metazoa; Arthropoda; Merostomata; Xiphosura; Limulidae. Gene Ontology annotation, molecular function: calcium ion binding; voltage-gated sodium channel activity. Gene Ontology annotation, cellular component: plasma membrane; voltage-gated sodium channel complex. The record is from RefSeq and is a predicted model, not a curated record. The transcript is spliced from 5 exons.
UAUUUUUAGGCUACUUUCAAAGGUUGGACUGACAUAAUGAACAGUGCAAUUGAUUCCAGACAAAUAAAUGAUCAACCAGAUGAUGAAGUCAAUAUCUACAUGUACUUGUACUUUGUCUUCUUCAUCAUCUUUGGCUCAUUCUUUACAUUAAAUCUCUUCAUUGGUGUCAUCAUUGAUAAUUUCAAUGAACAGAAGAAAAAGGCAGGUGGAUCUUUAGAGAUGUUUAUGACAGAGGACCAGAAAAAAUACUAUAAUGCUAUGAAGAAAAUGGGAUCUAAAAAACCUUUGAAAGCUAUUCCUCGACCUAGAUUCAAACCACAAGCUAUUAUCUUUGACCUGAUUUCAAGCACAAAAUUUGACAUGGCCAUUAUGUCAUUCAUAAUGUUUAACAUGAUUGUUAUGGGCAUGGAGCACUACCAGCAAACUGAGACUUUUGAGAAUGUUCUUGAGCGCUUGAAUAUCUUCUUUAUUGCUGUUUUCACUGGAGAAUGUAUCUUAAAAAUCUUCGCCCUACGCUUGCACUACUUUAAGGAACCGUGGAAUGUGUUUGAUUUUGUUGUAGUCACACUUUCCAUUCUGGGAGUGGCUCUGAAAGAUCUGAUUGCCAAGUACUUUGUUUCUCCAACCUUGCUCCGUGUUGUUCGUGUUGUGAAAGUGGGCCGAGUACUGAGGUUGGUGAAAGGAGCCCGUGGAAUACGAACACUUCUUUUUGCACUGGCUAUGUCCUUACCUGCACUAUUUAAUAUUUGCCUUCUUCUCUUUUUGGUCAUGUUUAUCUUUGCUAUAUUUGGAAUGUCCUUCUUCAUGAAUGUGAAACAUCGCUAUGGUGUUGAUGAUAAUUUCAACUUUGAAACAUUUGGGCAGUCCAUGAUUGUCCUCUUCCAGAUCUCUACCUCUGCUGGCUGGGAUGGAACUCUUUCAGGUAUUAUUGAUGAGACUGACUGUAUUUCUGGCGUUGAUGGUAACUGUGGAAGUAAAGGCAUUGGUGUUGCCUAUUUGAUUUCAUAUUUGAUAAUUAGCUUUUUAAUCAUCAUCAAUAUGUACAUAGCUGUCAUAUUGGAAAACUAUAGUCAAGCUACAGAAGAUGUUGAAGAAGGCUUAACCAAUGAUGACUAUGAUAUGUACUAUGAGAUAUGGCAAAAGUUUGACCCAGAAGGUACCCAGUUCAUCAAAUAUGAAGAAUUGUCUGACUUUGUGGAUGCCCUUGAGGAUCCUCUACAGAUCAAAAAGCCUAACAAGUACAAACUCAUCUCAAUGGAUAUUCCAAUUUGUGAAGGAAAUACAAUUUACUGUGUUGAUAUUUUGGAUGCUCUGACUAAGAAUUUCUUUGCUCAGAAAGGACGAGUAAUUGAAGAAACAGCUGAGCUAGCUGAAGCUGUGCCUGCAAAAGAGAACAGAGAGUAUGAAGCAAUCAGCACUACCCUCCUUCGGCAAAGAGAAGAGUACUGUGUACGAGUAAUUCAACAAGCUUUUCGAAAGUAUAAAGGGGUUAGCCACAAUAGUCCACAUCAGCAACAGACCUCAGUUAUUGUGGAGAGUGAUGGUCAUGUAAUUAAGAAUGGUCACAAAGUUGUGAUUCAUUCAAGGUCACCAAGUAUUGCAAGUCGAGGGACAGAAGUAUAAAGCUCCUCUAGAAGUUUGGUGAGAAAGGUUAAAAGCUUGUACCCUAAGUAGGGUAUAGGGAAGGGAUGUCCGCUUGUAGGAGUUGGAUUGGGUUAUAUUUUUAUAUUCUUUAUGCAGAAGUUACAUACCAUCGUGCUUAGAAUGCCAUUGCUUGGUUUAUAGAAAAUCAGAGUGUUGCCGUUAUUAUUUUUCUACAAAAAUUGGUUGGUGUUACAGUCAUUUUACAUUGUUUAUAUGCAAACGUUUACAGAAAGCAUUUGUUUUGUACAAAAGACAUUUAGUUGAAAGUGUUUGACACCAAACUAUUUUUGUUGCACUUUAAGGUUUUGUUACUGUACAAAUUAGAGGAUGAACUUGAAAAUGUUUAUGCUUCCAUUGUUAAGAUUGCUCUUUCAAUCAUUGUUGUUUUCAACCACUGUACUAAAUUUGUUUACCAAAAGUCAGUGAAUGAUAUCUUCACUAUAUUGUGACUAGAACAUGACUUGUUUUGUUCAGAAUCCAACUAUAUGGGUGAUUUAUAGGAAUUAUUAAUAAGGACAUCUGAGUGAAAGUAAAGAAAAGUGUAUGUGAAUGGUUCAGAAAGCUUACAACUUUUUCCACACAGAAGAUAUCUACAAAGAACAUUUCUUGAAAAGAAAACUAAAGACAUUACAUCUUGUUGAGUUAAUGUUGUCACGUAGGUGAUGAAGACUUGUUACUGUGGCAUAUGAGAUUUAAAAACAAUCAUCUAAAAAAUAGUCCAGCAGGCAAAUGAUAAACAUGCUUUUAAAUUUUAUCUUCUUUCUUAGGCUGAAAGUAAGUGUCAUUUUUUAUCUUUAAUAGUAACAAAAUAUUAGAAAGUCAGUAGUUAAAAAGUACAGAGCAAAUUGCAGCUUCUAGUGAAAGAUUGGAUAUAAAGUAACCAAACCAUUGAAUGAUUUUGAUUACGUAGUAAUAUUACCUGUAUAAAAAUGUUAGUACCCUGCUUGAUUGGUGUGGAUUGUUGGUAUUGAAAGUAAACUGUGAUAUGGUUAGAAAGUGUGAUAUAUCUUACCUUGACAGUCUUAAUGUUUUCUUUGUCAUUUCUUAAUUGGUAUAAUAUGAUCACACUUUAAAUGCUCAAUUUUAACAUUAAUUAAUGUUACUAAUCUAAAAAUUUCCCAUAUAUAUAUAUAUAUAUUAAAAUGGCCCAUUAGAACAUCUUAUUAUUACUUUUAAUUUUUUUGUGACACAUAAUCUGUUGGCCAUGUUUAGAUUCUUGUUAAUUCUGUGCCUUUUUUUGCUGAAGUUGCCAUUUAAUCAGUGCUCUACAUUCUUGUGGUGAAAACUAGUAACAUCUGAAUCAUGGAGUUUAGCCUUUGAAACCUUUGUUAGAAAGUUAAUAGCAAAUAAACAGUAUAACCUUUGCAGAUUACUAUGUAUAUUAAAUAAACUACUUAUCAACCUUAGACAUAAGUUGUUGAUAAAUGUAAGUGUAGCACACUGAUAGCUGGAAAGCAGUGUAAUCUGAAUAAUGUUUUAGUCUUUGAAUGUAAAUAAAAUAGAGAUAAAAUUCUUUGCACAGAGUUAUAAACUGAAAAUAUUGUGCAACCAAGAAAAAGUAACAAUUCUUUACCCCAAUGGCUGAUAUUUAUCCAAAGUAUUUGGAUCUGUUUCCCUGUAUGCUUCUAAAUGUCAGCAAUUUUUUGGGGUAUUUCUCUAGCAUAUUACUUACUUUCCUUCAAAUAGUGGUUAUAAUAAUGUUACUGACAGCCUGCACUUGCACUUUCUUGCCUUUUAUAACCAUCUUUUUGACAUCUGCAUGUUCUCAGUAACAGAUGGUUCUUUCAGGAAGAGGUCAGUUUCUUAACUGAUUUGCACACUUAUCAAGUAUUGUUGGUUUUACUUGAAACCAUAACCAUGUACAUAUACCAGUCUUUUCACUUGUUAGUAAGGGAGUAAGUUGCAGCUCAGCCGACUUUUUGCAAUGUUCUGUGAACACAACUGAUGCUGGACACUACCAUAUGGUUACUCCUUACCGCCAGAGCAGCCAGGAGGGUUAACUCCCCUUAAAACCAGAAGGUAGCUCCUUUAUUGCCAGAGCAGCCAAAAUGGGGAAAUUCCCAUUAAAGUGGCUAUUUUGUUUCUCAUGUGCCUUUGUGAGUUGUAACUUUUCCAUCCGGGAUUUUCAUGCAUUUGCAAUUUAGCUCUUUAGGGAUAUCUUAAUUUUUGCUUUUUUUUGCUAAGAAUUUUCCAACUCAUCAUAAACCUAAUUGUCUUUCAGAGUUCAUGUUCUGCAUUUUUAGAAAAUAACCACUGGAUGACUUAUUAAGAUGUUGAAUCAAAUACAGUUGAACUCUAUAAUGUUUCACUAUGCAUAAAUUAAGGCUAUGUUUUUAGCUUUAAAGCAAUGUAGUAUAUUGACUCAAUUUUUUAAUUAAUGAUAAAAAAGAAGCAUUUUAUGCUAAACGAAUCAUUGCUUCCUAAAUUAAUAUAGAAUUAGUAAUGGGAAUUCUCCCAAGGUAGGGCAAAUGUAGUAUCAUAAAUUGUAGGGUCACUGAAACUUUAUACUUUACAUUGUGUAGUGUUACUAGAAAUUCUACUAGGAAUUGGUCAGUACCCUCAUUCUAAUGUGGGGUGUACUUAAUAGACCAAAACACCACUUAUCCUCUCAACUCAGUUUGAAUACUUCUACUUGAGUUUAGGCUUUCAGCCAUAUAUUUUUUUUUUUUUGUAAAUGUUUUGAAUUUCACAGUUUGUAUCAUAUUUCCUGUAAGUACAUCAUUGAAUAAAUUUUUGAUAAUUUACCACAAUAAAUAAUCGCUAAAGCUGA